Mucor mucedo is the source of this 1385-nucleotide messenger RNA. RefSeq lists its product as uncharacterized. The transcript has a single exon. Bases 7 to 1044 code for a protein of 345 amino acids. The record is from RefSeq and is a predicted model, not a curated record. NCBI's taxonomy places the organism in Eukaryota, Fungi, Mucoromycota, Mucoromycetes, Mucorales, Mucoraceae.
GCGUACAUGCUAAAUAACUUGAUGCAUUCUGAUCAAUCUUUAACCGAUUCUUCAAAGUUCGUAUCAGCAAGCAGAUGUCGUAAAAACAGGUUGUGUUUUUUGCCUGAUUCGUUUGCCGUCGAUGGUGAUAGAGUCAUGUUUGGUCAUACUUUCGACUUGAUCCGCAUGCAACAAGCUUUUCCUAGUUUUGAAAUCACUGAUACCAGCAAUUUAGAUGUAGUUGUCGAUUUACAUCAUGGUGAAGUAGAAGGAGCUUUCAGUCAUGGACAGUUAUUUCUCUACGAUAUUUCGAACAUCUGUACCAUAAGAAACGUAUACACUAUGCAGCAAGCCCUAAUGGAGUACGGUUUUGGAAUGCGUCUAGCCUCGAUGUUCCUAAGACAAUUUUGGACUGAGUAUUUUGUUUUGGUGGGGGGAGAUUUUUCUGGCUGUAAUUUGGAAACGAUGAGUUUUUCCGGUGAUCACACUCCAUUUACCGUGCACUCUCAAGAACGUUCUUGUCUCUUUGAACCAGUGUCAAUAACUGAACGAUUGAACUUUCUUCUGCCAUUGCCGGACCGUCAAGAUUGUCAUGUUAAUUGUGUGAGAAAGAAUUUGUCUUCCUACAUUAGCUCCGAUAACAUUGAUUCGCACUGGAAAAAAUUUGGGACUAGAGCAUGGUACCUGGAGCUUUUUGCGAAUCCACUUAUUAGUUACGACCAACUAGCUCAUUUUCAUUCUUUGGUUUUGGUUAGCUGCCUUUAUACGUGCAAGUAUAUUCCAUGGACAUUUCCAUCAAAAUUUUUCGUACGAGAAUCUGGUGGCGUUGUUGUACGUAAGGCAUCCCGCUUUGAACAACAAAUCGAAGAGCUGAAUGUUUCUGUGUUUGAUUUUUUACAAAAUUAUUCUGUCAAUAACAAUGCUGCUUGUGAAUAUCUUGGUUCCGUCCCUUUACCUGCGUACAAAAAGUCAAGAAAUCGUGGGGAUCGAGACUCAGUUGCAACUGCUUCCACGGAAAACACUAAUCCUCCUCAAAAGCGUAAAAUGAAUGGCCGAUUUGCCUAAGUUCUACCAAAUCGGUUUUCUUUUAUGAUAUUAUUUCUGACUAUGAAUUUUUAUUUUACAUCCAUUUCAAUUUUUUAAUCCCUUUUUUAGAUUUUUUUUACUUCCUUUAUAUUUUUUAUGCCUUAUUUACAGUUCGUUAUGCCUCUUUUUAUAGUAUUUUUAUGCCCUUCUUUACACUUUUUAUGUCGUUUUCUACCUUUUUUAUGCCCUUCUUUAGACUUUUUAUGCCGUUUUCUACCUUUUUUAUGCGUUUCCUUAUAGUUUCUUAUGAUAUUUUUUAGUUAUUAUUAUGUUUUUUUUAAAUUUUAUUAUGUCCUUCUUUAUAUUUUAUUAUGUCCUUC